AUGCACGAUCCCCAAGCCCCCGAAUCCAGACCUCCAGUCUGCCCACAGACCGUCCCGACACCGUGGAAAUUUCAGCUCACCAAGCGGUGGAAUGGUGCAGGGCUGUUCGCUCAACAGGAGCCGCGCAGUUCUGCCCAAGCAGCUCCUGUUGCUCCCGGCCCAAGAGCGGACGGCCCCACGCGCAGCCCGCCUCGGGGCCGGGGAAGGGGCCCUCCUCCGCCGCCCCGCCGGUCGUCUCUACCGACGCCCGGCGGCGAUCCGGCAAGCCCGGGCUUGAGCGGCGCGCACAACCGCGAGGUCCGCAAUCACGGGUUCGCGGUGGCGAGCGCGGGCGGCCACCGAGGCCAUCUUGGGAGGCCCCGGGCGCCCGGUCUCGGUUCCCCCGCCGCCUCGCCCCGCCCCGGCCACGUCCACGACGCCCGCGCGGCUUCUCGGAACAAAGGCCGCCGGGUCGCACGCGCACAAAGCCGCUGGGCUUGCCCCGCCGGCCGCUCCCGGUCUGGGUCCCGCCACCGGCGCUUCGGCUGCCCGGCUUACCCUCCCUUCCCUCCUCUGUCGCCGGCUCUAACAAAGGCCGGGCCCGCGGUACUCACAGGAAUAUGUCUACUCAUUGAAGAUUGUGGCCUAAUCAUACAGCCGGUCCCGAGGCGGCACAGGCGGCGGCGGCAGGGCAGGCGGCGGUGGGCGUCGCGGGGCGGCGGCGGCGGCGAUGCAGGCGGCGGGGGCACCAGACGACCAUGCAGUGAGCUGCCCGAGGAGCGUCGCCGAGCCGGCCGCAGCCCAGAGCCAAUGCGCGCGCCCAGGCGCCCUUGCGUCACAAGCCCGCUCCUUUAUAGCCGGUGCGACGUACGCACCGGCGGCGGCCAAUCACCGCGCGGGACGCCUGCGGCGCGGGGCGGGGUCCGGGACGCCGACGUCACUCGCGGCGGCUGCCACCGGUGCGAACCGGUUGAUGAAUGGCGCGGAGGGCUGGCGGGUUGCCGCCACCAAACGCUCCGGUCCCUAGAGCCGCGAGUUUGCCCCAACGUGGAACGCCGCGCCGGCGGGAGGAACCCUGUAGCCCGAGGCCAUAGCUCUGUCGCGCUGGCCAACGGUUUACCUUGGCACUUGCGCCCCAGGAUCUCCGUCAUCACUCCAUAUUGAUGUCGCAUGACCGCUGGGCGGGUGACUCACCGCUCCAGAGCCCAGCCCUAGGCUGGGACUAGGGAUUCUCAUCACCACCGGCACUUCCACGUGUCGGGAGGCUCUCGGGGAAAUUAGCCCGUGGAACGCAGGAAAUGUCCCUAUCUUUUUUUUUUCUUUGAGACACGUGAAGCCUAGUUGCUUCUGAGCCUUCCCCCCCCCACCCCCUUCUUUUUAGGUUACACCCCCAAACUGCUGAUGCUGGCAACUGCAGUUGGCUCGAUUGUGGCAUUUCGAAAUCACAUGCAUCCUUUGUACUGCUGCUCACUCACAGAUAAUGAAAGAGCCUGUGAUGCCAACUGUGAGCCGUGUAACCCACAGAUCCUGCAAUUGCUGACGAUAAUUGCUGAUGUAUGGUGCUCGGUUAGCUGUCCUCAUUGAGUUCUAGAAGCUUGGCUUCUGCUCUCAGGAAGAGGAAUCAUAUCUACAGGGCUUAUCCUUUUGGUCUGACUGACUUGAAACUCACACAGCUGUACCUAUGACUUCCUCCCAAGUGCUGGAAUUAAAGGUAUUCUAAUUAUUGA
Mastomys coucha (southern multimammate mouse) is the source of this 1706-nucleotide messenger RNA. Its product is annotated as translation initiation factor IF-2-like. Bases 1 to 1143 code for a protein of 380 amino acids. The transcript has 3 exons. NCBI's taxonomy places the organism in Eukaryota, Metazoa, Chordata, Mammalia, Rodentia, Muridae. The record is from RefSeq and is a predicted model, not a curated record.